Molecule: messenger RNA, 594 nt
Organism: Entrophospora candida
Lineage: Eukaryota; Fungi; Glomeromycota; Glomeromycetes; Entrophosporales; Entrophosporaceae
Source: the annotation of a GenBank genome assembly
AUGGAUCAUAGAUUUGUUUCUUCAACAGAUUUGGAAGAAGCUAAACGUAAAAGGGCAGAAGAAUGGAAAGCUGCUUAUGAACGACUUGGGCAAAAACCACCCGAAAAAGAAAAAGAAGAAUAUGAUCCUCGCACGUUAUAUGAAAGAUUACAGGAACAAAAAAUGAAAAAAGAAGAAGCAUUUCAAGAGAUGACGCGGUUUAGUAACUUGGUACAUAGACUUGAUGAAGAUGAAAUUGAAUUUUUAGCAAUGUUAGACAAUGAAGAAAAAAUUAAAGAAUUGGACAAAUCAAAAAAAGUAGAAAAGGAACUUGAAGAAUUUAGACGUAAUAAAUUAAAUUCAAAACAUGAUGUACAACAAAAGAUUCUUGCUAAUGCAAUUAAAAAAUCUAAUAAAGAUGAUCAUGACAAUCAUGAUAAAAGUGAUAAAAACCAUAAGAUUAAAGACCAUACCAAAGAUUCAAAAGAACAAUCAAGAGAUGUAAAACGUACAAAAAUAGAAAAUAGUGAAGAAAUAUCUGAAAAUAUAAAAGAUGUUGAAGGUUCUUCUUCAAAUGUCAAAUCAAAUAUAAACAAUAAAUCAUAUUCACAAAAC